Messenger RNA from Cuscuta campestris, 796 nucleotides. The record is from the annotation of a GenBank genome assembly. Lineage: Eukaryota; Viridiplantae; Streptophyta; Magnoliopsida; Solanales; Convolvulaceae.
AGUAAUAGUCCAUUAAACAUCAUACUCGUAUCAUUCGUCCAUCCAUUGUUACAAAAGUAGUCAUCGAAUUUCCAGAGCAAAAUUUCUUCAUACCCCAAACUAACUGAUCCGCAAUGUCGUCGCAGGGCAGCGAUCCACGCAUGCCGUCGGCGGUCAAGCCGUACAAACCUCAGGCGGUGUCCCCUCAGGAUCUUCCUAUAGACUACUCCGGCUUCAUCGCCGUCGUCUUUGGUGUUUUCGGUGCCAUGUUCCGAUACAAAAUAUGUUCGUGGCUCGCAAUAAUUUUCAGUGCUCAGUCACUUGCUAACAUGAAGAAUAUGGAGACUGAUCUCAAGCAAAUCUCCAUGGCAAUGAUGUUCGGUAUUAUGGGCUUGGUUACAAAUUACUUGGGUCUCGGCCCUCGACCAAGCAAGAAAAGUUGAACGGGGUAGUUGCUUCCUGUCUUUGUUUUGGUUCAUUUGAUUUUUGUUUGGAUUACGGAAGUAGGGGACUCUAUCUUCUUUGAACGAGUGUGGGAAAUUCUUAUUUAUGUGCCCCCCUUGAUGACGCCUUAUUCUUAUAUAUUCUUAUCAACUUUGUUAUUCAAUCAUUAAUUUAGACCCCCUUAUUUUGACAAGCCAUAAUGUCAUAUUAUGGCAACAAUUCAAAUUCGAGCACCUACGAUGUUCCAUUCGUAAAAUCGAUGGUUCCUAAUUCCCUAACCCAGCCCCCUUGCCCCCUCCUCCAACAGAUUGCUAAUUUGACAGCCAAUUUAUUAGCUGCCAAAUUGGCGAUCGGGGGUGCAUGGGGUUAGGGG